AUGGACAGCCGCAGUAUGGUGGAAGGCAUCGACUGGCCUGGCUGGCUUGCUGAGCCGGUUAUGAAGCCGCUGCUGGGGGAAAUUGAAGGUAAAUUCAACCAGACCGUAUACGCUGACAAGCCAAAGGUACGACUUCUCGUUGGUCCCGACCGUGUGCCACUCAUUGUGGACGAGGCCACCUUGGCCACCUUCUGCCCCGGCAUGACUUGCUGCCACCAGCGAGACUCCCACACGAACGCUUUCGACGUUGCACUACCCGCUUACUCACCCAUGGCAGUACUCGUCUUCAUCUGGUGGUGCUAUGAAGGCCAUCUCAAAUCCCUUGAUGAGAGGGCCCUCGUGUUUUCGCCUCUGACCUUGGCUCACCUCUCGCUAAUCUGCCAAGAUUUCCGUCUGUCCCGCUUGGGGGACUGGGUGAAGAGCUACGCCGAACUCCAGUUCUUCGACGACCGCCUGUUCCCGGACCUCCACCCGAAGAAGUUCGCCAUCAGCUUGCCUGUCCUUGGCACGCUUUGGAACACGUCCAACGACACCAACCCCCUCCGCCAUGUCUAUGUCGAGCUCUUUGCCUAUGGUUUGCCGCUCAUCACCCGCGAGGACGGCAGCAAAUUUGUGGCCGCGACCUUUACCUCCAGCACCAUGGACAAAGCACCGCAUGCCUUUAGGGAGGAGCUCUGGAACACAGUGCGCACACGCGAGCUUAAAGGUAAUCAGCACGGCUGGCUGUGGGGACUUGACCUCCCGGGCUCUCUUAUCAACCACGCUUUCCUGAAGACUUUGGAUGACACCCAAAAGACUGUGUUGAAGCACAUACUUAAGAAUUGA
Diplodia corticola is the source of this 825-nucleotide messenger RNA. RefSeq lists its product as uncharacterized. The record is from RefSeq and is a predicted model, not a curated record. The coding region runs from base 1 to 825 and encodes 274 amino acids. Lineage: Eukaryota; Fungi; Ascomycota; Dothideomycetes; Botryosphaeriales; Botryosphaeriaceae. The transcript has a single exon.